Messenger RNA from Colletotrichum karsti, 597 nucleotides. RefSeq lists its product as uncharacterized. Lineage: Eukaryota; Fungi; Ascomycota; Sordariomycetes; Glomerellales; Glomerellaceae. The transcript is spliced from 3 exons. The record is from RefSeq and is a predicted model, not a curated record.
CUGCGAAACUACGAAACCCGGCACGGGGCUUGGGCGCACAACUCCUCGGCGCUUUCGAUCGUGAACUCUGGUGGUGGAAUCUCGCGCGAUCACGCCUCCGCUCUCGGACCACAUUCCAGCCUCACCUACUUCACCAGCAUCCCCACCGCCGCCAUGUUCUGCCUUCGGAGCUGGCUCCCCCUCCUCUUCAUCCCGACCAACGCCUCUCCCGCCUUCAUCUUCCUCUUCUUCAUCUGCACCUACUUCCUCAACCGACCCUGCGUCUACUGCAGCUUCCUGCUCCUCAUCCUCUUCCUGACCUCGUGUAAUUGGUCCGACCGCUGCUUCUUCGACUUUAGCAGCAAUUGGUUCCAACCGCGCUCGCCGACGUCUCUGGGCUCCCCGUCCCCGAUACCCGAAAUCGACCCGAACGCGACCUUCAACGCCACCGUGGUCGAGGUCAUCAACACGACCGCCAGCGCCCUGGCCGGGGCCGCUGCCGAAGAACUCGCGAGGCAGAGGCAGGAAUGGACCGGUCUGGGUAUUGAGUGGCUGCGCAGCCUGUUAGGACGGAGGGAAUGGAGAGUCGAGUGCUUGGAUAUCAACAUCCGGUUGUGA